CCUACUAGGCUCACUUGCCUCCCAUUGGAAACGACAGGAUGUGCUAUAUUUUAGUAGAACAUCUUUGAUAUCGACGUCAUUAGCUGCUGCAUGGUCUUUUGUGGUAGCUAACAACAAACAAGUUAUAUUUUUUCAGCUAGCUAGCACGUUUCCUAUUAAUCUAGCUGAGCUAGAUCAACAUGAGUUUAGCAUUUAGCAAAGAGCCCCGUAAAACGGCGGGGAACCGCAUGUCUAAGUUGUUAGAUGCUGAAGAAGAAGAUGAAUUCUACAAGACCACAUACGGCGGAUUCAACGACGAAUCAGGAGAUGAUGAGUACAGAGGGGAGCACUCAGACACAGAGGACGAGGUCGACAGUGACUUUGACAUAGAUGAGGGUGACGAGCCUGAUAGUGACCAGGAGGAUGAUGCUCCUCGCAGGAAGAGUCGAGUUGUCACCAAAGCUUAUAAGGAACCUCUGAAGGUGACCAAGCCUAAACCGAAGAGGCCUUCAGAGGAGCUGAAGAAGACAGAGAAAGCCAAAAUGGAGAGGAGGGCGCCGCAGGAGUUUCAGGAGUUUGGCGAGACUCGGAAGUCUGUGCGCCAGUCGACCAGCGAGCAUACGCGGAAGACCAACCUGCGACUGCAAGAAAGACAGGAUGCCCCCCGACGGCGGAGGGGAGCCCACCACGACCGACCCCUGACCCAGGAAGAGUUGCUGGCUGAGGCCAAAAUAACUGCUGAGGUCAACCUCCGAUCCCUAGAGAACUACGAACGUCUUGAGGCUGACAAGAAAAAACAGGUCCAUAAGAAGCGGCGAUUUGAGGGCCCCACCAUCCGCUACCACUCUGUCCUCAUGCCCCUGGUGCCUCACUCCAUCUUAAAAGAAGAAAAUGUGGAUGUGGAAGGGUUAGACCAGGACACACCGCUGCUCGUUGCUCCUGUGGCACCAAGUCCAAUGCCUUCCCAGCAACCCUUGGGAGGUCUUUGCUCCCGCACUUACAUCACCUUUAGCGACGAGGAGGCCUUUGAGGCUGCCUUCCCCCAGGCUGUGCGGACUGGCUCCCAGCCCCCCACCCAGGAAGUCUGUCCUGUCACCCACAAGGCUGCAUUAUACAGAGACCCAGUUACAGACAUCCCCUAUGCCAACACACGAGCCUUUCGCAUUAUUCGCGAAGCCUACCGCAAAUAUGUGGCAGCUCAUGGAUUCCCCAACUCUGCUGGGGGUUUCUCUGUGGUUGAUGCCUCAGGUUCCAGGAGUGCACGCCAGAAAAUGGUCAAGCAGAGCACAGUUGCAAGGUAGAGGCUUAUAUUCUCUCAAGUCUGUCCUCCUUUUAUUUAGAGCCCCUCAUCUGUUCAAAGAUUUAAAUCUACAGUCUGGGAUUCAUCUUUCAGUGAAAUGGCAGCCCCAGUACUUGUUUUGGUGUACAGCUGAAGCAUAGGGCUAUGGAAAUUCUUGUUUGUAAACAUUGGAGUAAUAGAAUUUACAUUUAGGAUAGAAUGGGGCUUUCCAGCCCUGUUCCUGGAGAGCUACUGUCCUGUAGGUAUGUCAAUAAAAUUUUCAAUAAAUUUC
Messenger RNA from Oncorhynchus tshawytscha (Chinook salmon), 1550 nucleotides. RefSeq names its product vacuolar protein sorting 72 homolog a (gene vps72a). The record is from RefSeq and is a predicted model, not a curated record. Gene Ontology annotation, cellular component: nucleus. The transcript has 6 exons. Gene Ontology annotation, molecular function: ATP-dependent H2AZ histone chaperone activity. NCBI's taxonomy places the organism in Eukaryota, Metazoa, Chordata, Actinopteri, Salmoniformes, Salmonidae. Bases 180 to 1280 code for a protein of 366 amino acids. Gene Ontology annotation, biological process: regulation of DNA-templated transcription; chromatin remodeling.